AUGAAGCCUGGCCAACACUCACCAAGCGAAGAAGAAAAACAUCCCAAUAGUAAAGAAGUCCGAGACAUGGUGAAUGCAAUAACCGGUCGCAUGAAUGAUCUUUUUAAGACUGGUUCAAGUCUCCAGAAUGAAGAUGAUGAAGAUAAUGGUGUCAGAAUCAUCACUCUGGCUGGAACCAACACCGGUGCCAGUAUGCGAAGCGAAUUGGAUGAUAAGAAAAACGUUGAUCAUCAGGUUUUGUUUUCACAGGGUGAGGCAGAGCCAAUGAAUACUUAUGUCAACAGCAACUUUCAGUCAGUGAAUAACUCAAUCAUGUUCAAUAGCCACUACAACACCAAUGAUCCUGGUGUUCACAUGGACAUCACUGAUGUUUUUGAACACCAGGGCCAUCUUAAGCCUGAUAAACUUGCAAAGAAGGGAAAGAAGAAAGACAAGGAAGCUUUCGAAAGUGACCAGCAAGCUGAACAAUCCAAUUGA
This is a messenger RNA of Mangifera indica (mango), 477 nucleotides long. RefSeq lists its product as uncharacterized. The transcript has a single exon. The record is from RefSeq and is a predicted model, not a curated record. The coding region runs from base 1 to 477 and encodes 158 amino acids. Lineage: Eukaryota; Viridiplantae; Streptophyta; Magnoliopsida; Sapindales; Anacardiaceae.